AUGGAUGUAGGGAAUGGCAGAACAAUCAAGUUCUGGGAGGAUGUCUGGCUACCUGGUGGAAGGUUGAAAGAGAUGUUUCCUAAACUUUUCUCGAUUUCAAACCUCACAAGAUCUGUUAUAGGGGAAUGCGGGUUCUGGGAUGGGUUAGAAUGGAUCUGGAGUUUCCAAUGGAGGAGAGAAUUAUUUCAGUGGGAGCUGGAGCUUUUACACCAACUCCAUGAGGUCUUGCAGUCAGUAAGAAUAACAACUGAGAGGGAGGACAGGGUAGUCUGGAAAUAUGAUAAAACUGGUAUUUUUACUACUAACUCCUUUGUGCAGGUGAUGCAGGAGGCAGCUCUCCCGGAGAAAAUUACUAGCUAUAGAUUUACUAGUGCUAUUUGGAGGGGAUUCGCUCCGCCAAGGGUUGAGUUAUUUUCGUGGUUUAUUUUGGUUGAGAGGGUGAACACUAAGGAGAGACUAUGCAAAUUAGGUGUCAUUGACCAGCAUGAUAAUUUAUGUGUUCUAUGUUGUAAGUCUGUUGAGUUUGCUGCCCAUCUUUUUAUUGGCUGUGAGAUCACUUGGCAGGUGUGGUGUGCAUGGCUAUUCGCUCUUGGAAGGAUAUGGACUAUGUCGGGUACACUAAAACAACACUUUGAGAGUUGGACGAAUGCUUCAUCAAGAAAGAAUGAGUAG
Arachis ipaensis is the source of this 672-nucleotide messenger RNA. The record is from RefSeq and is a predicted model, not a curated record. Lineage: Eukaryota; Viridiplantae; Streptophyta; Magnoliopsida; Fabales; Fabaceae.